CGGCGGGCCCUGAGGGAGCGGCCGCGGCUUCGGCGGCUCCUCCUCUCCAGCCAUGGCUGUAAAGGAUCCUACAGCUGUAGAAAGAGCAAAUUUAUUAAACAUGGCUAAACUGAGUAUCAAAGGACUCAUUGAAUCAGCCUUGAGCUUUGGGCGCACUCUGGAUUCUGACUACCCACCUUUGCAGCAGUUCUUUGUUGUCAUGGAGCACUGCCUGAAGCAUGGCCUGAAAGUAAGAAAAUCCUUUCUCAGUUACAAUAAAACCAUCUGGGGUCCUUUGGAACUUGUGGAAAAAUUAUAUCCAGAAGCUGAGGAAAUAGCAGCAAGUGUCAGAGAUUUGCCUGGCCUUAAGACGCCACUGGGCCGUGCCCGGGCCUGGCUGCGGUUGGCGCUGAUGCAGAAGAAAAUGGCCGAUUAUCUUCGCUGUUUAAUCAUUCAGAGAGACCUCCUCAGUGAGUUUUAUGAGUAUCAUGCACUCAUGAUGGAGGAGGAAGGAGCAGUGAUUGUUGGACUGUUAGUUGGGCUGAAUGUGAUCGAUGCCAACCUGUGUGUGAAGGGAGAAGACCUGGAUUCACAAGUUGGGGUGAUCGAUUUCUCUGUGUAUUUGAAGAGUGAUGAUGACAUUGGGGGUAAAGAAAGAGAUGUACAGAUUGCUGCAAUAUUGGACCAAAAGAAUUAUGUUGAGGAACUAAACAGGCAACUGAAUAGCACAGUUAGCAGUCUACAUGCAAGAGUUGACUCACUGGAGAAAUCAAACACAAAGCUGAUUGAAGAGUUAGCAAUAGCAAAAAACAAUAUAAUUAAACUUCAGGAAGAAAAUCAUCAAUUAAGGAGUGAAAAUACUCUGAUUUUAAUGAAAACACAGCAUCAUCUAGAGGCAGCCAAGGUGGAUGUGGAGGCAGAGCUGCAGACCUACAAGCACUCGAGGCAGGGCUUGGAUGAGAUGUACACCGAGGCGCGCAGGCAGCUCCGCGAGGAGGCACAGCUGCGGCAGGAUAUGGAGAAUGAGCUAGUGGUUCAAGUUAGCAUGAAGCAUGAGAUAGAGCUUGCCAUGAAGCUGCUGGAGAAGGAUAUCCAUGAGAAGCAGGACACCCUCAUCGGCCUGCGGCAGCAGCUUGAUGAAGUUAAAGCAAUUAAUGUGGAAAUGUACCAAAAGCUGCAGGUUUCUGAAGAUGCUAUGAAAGAAAAGAAUGAAAUAAUUAGUCGAUUAGAGGAUAAGACGAAUCAAAUUAAUGCAACUAUGAAACAACUAGAACAAAGUGACAAAGAUCUGUUAACUCAAACUAGGACUAUUGCAAUGUCAUUCGUCAAAUGUGCCAGCAAUGAGGCUCAGCACCAAUAUAAACUUGUCAAGGAUAUAUCAUUCUGACAGCUCCUUCAGAUCUCUUGUGUUGAAUAAUUGCUGAUGAAAUAGGACUUCAGAAUUUUCCAAUUCAAACUUGAAAGUGGUAUUAGAAAUCCUGCACUGUAACUGAUCGUAGCUGGGUCCUGGUUUGUUUUCUGAAAAAAUAUCACCACCAAUCUCACUUUACCCCUCCUAAAAAAAAAAACCCAAAAAAACAAAAGAAAAAAAAAAGUAAAUUACUGCACUAUUAUUAAGCAAAUGCAAGCUAGUUUUCUAAUGCUAUUGAAUCACUUCUUUGUCAAAUUUUAUUUUAAGAGGUUAGAUAUCUUUACUUUGACUGCACAGUUUUUAUGACACUUGUUUCUAAUUAGUGAUUUUUCUGGUUCUUUGGUACUAAGAGAUUUAAAAAGUAGCCCUUCUGGCUAAAACUUCCCUUCUCCCCUGCUUAUUCCUUUCACUUUUAGGCUGUGUGUUGGGUUCUGUGGUUGUAACUAGCAGUGUUUCCUUGAGCAGAGUGGCAGGAGCUGGAGGGAGGGAGCUGAGCUCCCUCGGAAGGAUGGGUGUAAGAAAAGAGGGUGGUGCCACCAUCUGUGUUGUGUGUGUGCAGUGAAGGGAUGCCAACAGCUAAAGUUCCACCUCCCUGAUGUCCUGAGGUGAAACAUUCUCAUGAAGUGAAAAAGUCUUUGGAGCCUGCUUCCUGAGGGGCUCCAGACAGAGACAGAGUGCUCCAGUAAAUUGUGUAGCUGUGACUCCUGCCUAGCACCUGGAGGUGGAGCAGUGAGAAGGAUUUACAGUUAGGGCCCAGGUCCUGAACCUGCCUAACCCGUUUGUCAGCUGAGGAUCUCACCUGGCUCUGUCUGCACUGAGAACAACACCUGUGCUUGUGCCCAAAGCCUUUUCCCUCCCUCCACCCAUCAUUAGGCAGCUCUUGCAGCUCCUGUUCCUGCUGUGAGCUGCUGCUUGCCUGCACUGCAGGAAGAGUUCAGGCUGCUGACUGCCCUCAAUACACUCCCUGAUGUUUGCUCUGAAGUCUGCAGUGGAUGUUGACUGGGAAAAUUAUCAUAGAGUUUUGCAGCACAAGAGGAUGUGUUUGUCAAAGUGGGGACAGGAUGCAGUAAUACAGAAAGGGUUUCUACUGCGUGGUUAUGUACUAGCUUAUUCCUUGGUUUGGAGACAGAAACAGCCUUUAACAUGAGGUGGCUACUGAAAAAUAACUGUCUUCCAUCUUCAAAGAAAACCCAAACCAGAAACACUGAAUGAACAACAGGAAGACCAUGGGAGAAAUGGGAGCCUUUUCCACCUCAAUGUUAUCUACACAAACAAGUGUGUGCCACAGAAUCAUCUGCAUGCCAAAUCCAGCUGCAGGCUGCAGCCAGCUCAGCAUCUGCCUGAAUCUCAGCAGUGCAGCUGGCCCUGGUGCCGGGCUGGAGAUGAUGCUGCAGCUUUUGGGUAGCAAGUUCUCUUUCUGCCUUGCUUGUGGAAACAGCUCUGCAGUUGAUUUUGUGAUUUAGGGAAGGGUUUAACGUGCUUUUGGUGUUGGUGUCUUGUGUAGCUUCAGUCAGCUUCUGCACUGUGGAGGGACCUGCUCUUUCCUAAUAUUCUCCUUCCCAAGGCUUGGCCUCUGUGCACUACCAUUGCAGAUGUGACUGGGAGCAUUCUUCAGGCCCUGGGGUAGUUGAGUGAGAUAGUGCACCCUUGAUAAGGUGAUUUAAUUCCAGCCUUGUUCACUUGUUUACCAUCAGCUUUUGGAAACUCCCUCUGGUGCAACUUCAUCAGCAGAAGCACAAAUGCAGACAUAUUGCUGACACAUCUUCUUUUUAGCUGACACUGGGAGCUGGGAGUCACUCUGUGCUCAGGGAGCUGCUGGGAGGUGACAAGUCAACCAUCUCACUGAUUUCUCACGCCACUUACCUGAGAGGCCCUUGGGGCAGUUUUGCAGAACACAGAGAAUCAGGUGGGGACAUUCACUGAGAUUUUUCAGGCUCCUGUAUGCUCCAGGCAGGUGUAACCAUGAUAUAGCACAAGUCCCCUUUUAGUACAUUUACUUUUGUUACAAUACAACCACCAGAGAGGAACCACAGUGAACCAGUGCAUUCCAAGGGGAAUGUCAGCUGAACAAACCUGGGAUUCAGAAAGAAAAGAUUAAAUCAAAUAACAAUCCCUCAUUUCUUGAUUAAUCAUUUUGAUUUGUCUAUAGUAUGGAGCUAUUUUCACCGGUGUAAGAAUGCAUUAUUUUUAAUACAGACUAUUUAAAUUAAAGAUGAUGUAGUUGAGGUACUUCUAUAAAUGUAGUGGGACCUGUCAGGGUGUAUUUUGUUGUAUUAGGCUAGUCAGGUUUUUUUGCUGUCUGAUUGCAGUGCCCUGUAUGCAACCUUAUGCCUCAGUUGUUUUGAGCUGCUUUUGCACAGCACAUGCUCUGCCCUGUCUUAAUGGGUGAUUAGUGCAAGCCAAGUACUUUCACAGAAUUUACUUGGGGGACAAAGCUUCGGAAAUAACACAUGAACGUAUGCUAAAAGAAAAGCUUUGAUUCCAAAAUAUGUAUCAUGCUUUGGCACCUGUUAUUCAUGAGCAUAAAAUAAAACAAUUAUUACUUACAGUGA
Messenger RNA from Pyrgilauda ruficollis (rufous-necked snowfinch), 3942 nucleotides. RefSeq names its product RUN and FYVE domain containing 2 (gene RUFY2). The coding region runs from base 53 to 1366 and encodes 437 amino acids. The record is from RefSeq and is a predicted model, not a curated record. Gene Ontology annotation, cellular component: cytoplasm. Gene Ontology annotation, molecular function: metal ion binding. The transcript is spliced from 13 exons. NCBI's taxonomy places the organism in Eukaryota, Metazoa, Chordata, Aves, Passeriformes, Passeridae.